AUGGAGGCUUUUCGUAAUUUGGAUAAAGAUAUUGAAGGUUCAGCAAAACGCUGGAAAAAAUUAGUAGAAGGUGAGACACCAGAAAAAGAAAAACUACCACAAGAAUGGAAGAACAAAACACCAUUACAAAUAUUAUGCAUACUACGUGCAUUACGACCAGAUCGUAUGAGUUAUGCGAUUACGGAAUUCGUUGGACAAAAGUUGGGUCAAAAGUAUAUCGAAGGUGGAGGUUUAUCGUUUGUUAAGUCAUUUGAAGAAUCUGGUCCAUCUAUACCAAUCUUCUUUAUCCUAUCACCUGGUGUGGAUCCAUUAAAAGAAGUAGAAGCACUCGGCCGUAAACUUGGUUUUACUGGGGACAGUCAAAAUUUCCAUAAUGUCUCUCUAGGUCAAGGUCAAGAAAUAGUUGCAGCAAAAGCAAUGGAGUUGGCUUCGAGGGAAGGACAUUGGGUUGUACUACAAAAUGUUCAUCUCGUUGCUAAAUGGUUACCAACACUAGAGAAAUUAAUGGAAGAGUCAGCUGAGAUUGGACAUGAAAAUUACAGAUUAUUUAUCAGUGCUGAACCAGCGGCCGAUCCAGAAUAUCAUAUUAUACCACAGGGUAUAUUAGAAAAUGCAAUUAAGAUAACAAAUGAACCACCCACUGGCAUGUUUGCUAAUCUGCACAAAGCCUUGAAUAACUUCAAUCAAGAUACACUUGAAAUGUGCAGUCGUGAGAAUGAAUUCAAAACGAUCCUAUUUGGCUUAUGCUACUUUCAUGCCGUUAUCUGUGAAAGACGUAAAUUUGGUCCACAAGGUUGGAAUCGUAUUUAUCCAUUUAAUACAGGUGAUCUGACCAUCAGUGUUAGUGUAUUAUAUAACUAUCUAGAAGCGAAUAGUAAAGUACCAUGGGAAGAUUUGAGAUAUUUAUUCGGUGAUAUAAUGUACGGUGGACAUAUUACAGAUGACUGGGAUCGUCGUUUGUGCAAAACAUAUUUAGAAGAAUAUUUAGUACCAGAAAUGUUAGACGGAGAUCAUUACUUAGCACCGAACUUUAGAACACCUCAAAAUACUGAUUAUAAAGGUUAUCAUCAAUAUAUUGAUGAAUGCUUACCAUCUGAAUCGCCAUACCUCUAUGGAUUACAUCCGAAUGCUGAAAUGGAAUUUUUAACAAAUAUAUCUGAAAAACUAUUUCGUACAGUAUUUGAAAUGCAGCCUCGUGAUGCUGGUGCUGGUAGUGGUACUGGGAUAAGUAGAGAAGAAAAAUUACAAAGUGUACUAGAUGAAAUUAUUGAUAAACUACCAGAAGACUUUAACAUGUCAGAAUUGCAAGGGAAAGUUCCACCAGAAGAACGCACACCAUAUGUGGUGGUUGCUUUUCAAGAAUGCGAACGCAUGAAUAUAUUGAUUAAAGAAAUGCGUCGAUCGCUGAAAGAAUUAACACUUGGUCUAAAAGGUGAAUUGACUACAACCCCGGAAAUGGAAGAAUUAUCUAAUUCACUUAUUAUAGAUAAUGUACCAGUGCAAUGGGAGAGACGUGCCUAUCCAAGUAUGUAUCCACUAGGUAUCUGGUAUGCUGAUAUGUUAUCUAGGGUAAAAGAAUUAGAAGCUUGGACAAAUGACUUUGCUCUACCUAAUACUGUUUGGUUGGGUGGUUUAUUCAACCCACAAUCAUUUUUAACAGCUAUCAUGCAACAGACAGCAAGGAAAAAUGAAUGGCCAUUAGACCGUAUGGUACUUCAGUGUGAUGUGACCAAAAAGACAAAGGAUGAAAUGAGUUCACCACCAAGAGAAGGUGCUUAUAUUUAUGGUCUCUUUAUAGAAGGUGCAAGGUGGGAUAUACAAACUAACAUGAUUGCUGAAGCUAGACUGAAAGAGUUAGCACCAAGUCUCCCAGUUAUCUUUUUAAAAGCAAUUCCAGUAGAUAGACAAGAUCUGCGCAAUACUUAUGCUUGCCCCGUGUACAAAACGAAACAGCGUGGACCCACUUACGUAUGGACAUUUAAUAUGAAAACUAAAGAGAAACCAUCUCGCUGGAUUAUGGGUGGUGUUGCCUUAUUAUUACAAGUUUAA
Molecule: messenger RNA, 2049 nt
Organism: Heterobilharzia americana
Lineage: Eukaryota; Metazoa; Platyhelminthes; Trematoda; Strigeidida; Schistosomatidae
Source: the annotation of a GenBank genome assembly